AUGGACGAGCUGCGCUUCCGAUCCCAGCAUUCACCACGGAACGAGACGCCCAUGACCUCCUUCGUCUCACCUCCCCGCAAUGGCCAUCGGCUGCCUCAACAAACGACCGGCGACCUGCGUUCACACAUGCCUCGACGCUUCACCGCCGAAUCGGGCCGUGUCCCAACCCUGACUUCCGUGACGUCGGUCUCCAUGGCAUCGCCAACGGCCCAGGAGUAUAACAUAGAGCAAAAAAAGAUAGAGUAUGAGAGAAUUCGGGAGCAGCGCCGGCACUUCGAGCUUGAGAUGCAGCGGUUGGAUCAGCAGCAGCGAAAGGAAGCACUCGAGCUGGCUCAGAUGGAGGAAGAGAUGGGCCGAAUUGCUGGUCAUCAGUCGGAGCCGACGACGCCCCCCGAAUAUCGCGACAACUCAGGCUUUCCCUCGAUGUUCUCGCGUCCCAACCGCUACUCAACUUCGAGCCUAGCCUCACCCCCCGGCUUGUUGAACAGACCGGCUCGGUCCGGCUCCCAGCUCAACUCUCCGCCCUCCGGCUUGGUUCAGCAUCGAUACGGGUUUGAUGAGCUAUUACCCUCUCGCUCCGUCCCGGCCACACGCCGGAAUAGCGAUGACGAAGAAAAGGAAGCGGCCGUUCGCCAGGAUCCUACUAGUCAUAGGUCGACCAACGCCCUGCACCGUUAUUCGAUGCCCGUGACUAAAACGCGGACUGGUUUGUACGACAUGAAUCUCGAUCAAACCAACACGACGCGCUUUCUCUUCGGCGACGAUGAACCAAACAACGUGCACCGAGGGCAGAUACUCGACGAUAACUUCCCCACUCUUGUGAGACGAGAAGACCCGAUGAGCCUAUCUUCAAUCAACGUCUCUUCCUCGGCUCAGGCUGGGGAUAUUUCCGGCAUUAGCAGCCGACCCGCGUCGCUCCGCCACUCUCUGGAUCUGAAAUACAUCUCGGAGAACGUAGCAGACGCGAGCGCCAAUUUGAUGAGCACCCAGAACAACCACAAUAUGACGACGACUCCGCCUCGACUGCAGAGCGCCUCCGCCUCCACUAACGAUGCGGCUGCGACGAAGAACCAGCCGGGCGCGUCGAUGAUGGCUUCUAAUGCGAACAAUCAUGCCCAGCAGCAUUUCCAUAAUCACAACGCCAGCAUUGGCCGCAUUCCUGCCGGCGCCGUGGCAGCCCGAGGCCACAGCCGCGACUUGUCCAACGACAAUGGCAUCAAUGGAGGCCGUGACCACCAAGGAAACGCCUACCCGUCCAUCCAGUCAGCCCUUCAGGCCAGCGCCGCACCGUUUGGCCCCAGCAUCACGACCGCUGCUCCCAUGACUCUACCGGCAAGUGUGCCUUCGCCAACGAACUCGGCUUCCGUGAACCAGUUUCAUGGCUACUACCCCGCCAAUGGCUAUGCCGCGACGGGAACAAACGGGGCGAGCAGCUUCGGAAUUCCCCUCCUCGCUGCCGGUAUGCAGCAGAUGAACAUCAACGGUGUCAAUGGCGGCAACAUGUACCCCCCUCAAAACUACACCGGAUAUGGCUCGAUGCCGUACAGCGGCCAGGGUGGUCAGGCCCGUGACAGCCAGGCCCGCGUGAUUCAGCAUCGUCGCCAGUUGGAUAAUGAAGCCAUGUCCCGCUAUCACAACAUGCCCUUGGAGUCAUUCCGUGGCCAAAUUUAUGAGCUCUGCAAGGACCAACACGGCUGCCGCUAUCUUCAGAAGAAGCUUGAGGAGCGAUCGCCUGACCAAGUCAACAUGAUCUGGCAGGAGACCAAUCAGCAUGUCAUGGAGCUUAUGAUGGAUCCGUUUGGUAAUUAUUUGUGCCAAAAGCUCCUCGAGUUUUGCAAUGACGAUGAGCGAACUGUCUUGAUCCAAAAUGCGUCCCAGGAUAUGGUCCGGAUUGCCCUCAACCAGCACGGAACCAGGGCGCUGCAGAAGAUGAUCGAAUUCGUCAACACGGGUCAGCAAGUUAGGCUCAUCAUCGAGGCUCUCCGCUUCCGAGUUGUUGAGCUCAUCCAAGACCUCAACGGCAACCACGUGAUCCAGAAGUGCCUCAACAAGCUCACGCCGACCGAUGCCCAGUUCAUCUUUGACGCCGUUGGCAAUCACUGCGUCGACGUGGGCACUCACCGACACGGCUGCUGCGUCCUCCAACGAUGCAUCGACCACGCGACUGGCCACCAGAAGCUGUGGCUCGUCGAGCGCAUUACGGCCCAUGCUCGAGUGCUCGUCCAGGACCCCUUCGGGAACUACGUCGUCCAGUACAUAAUCGACUUGAACGAGCCGACCUUCACCGAUCCCGUUGUGCAGUCGUUUAAGGGCUGCGUCGGUCAACUGUCCCGCCACAAAUUCAGCUCCAAUGUCAUUGAAAAGUGCUUGCGCUGCGCUGGCCCGGAGUCCAAGGACAUGAUCGUGGAAGAGCUGCUGGCUCCCCAGGAGAUUGAACGUCACCUGCGCGAUUCCUUUGGCAACUACGUCAUCCAGACUGCUCUCGAGUUCGCCACCCCGCACGAAAAGUAUCGCCUGGUCGAGUCGAUCCGUCCCCUCCUGCCGCAGAUCCGCAACACUCCGUACGGACGACGCAUCCAAGCCAAGAUUUCCAUGUACGACAAUCGAGGUAGCGCUGCCUCAAGCGGCCAGGCAACCCCUGCGGACAACACUCAGGGGCAGAUUCCCAUCCGGCCCAGCCAAGCUCGAGGCAUAGCCCCCAAUGCGUCGAUACUGCAGAACAACGCGAACGGGGGAAUGCCAGGAGCAGGCAACCAGAACGUGCGCCACAAUAUGCAGACAUAUCCCAGUAACGGAUUGGGGGCUACCCCCUCGCCACCCGGGCCCGGUCCUACUACUCAGCAGCAGCAGCUUGUCGUCCAACAGGGUCACUCUCAGCAGCCUCCCUUUACCCAAAUGGCACCGGUUAGCUUGAAUCCAACACAGCUUACCAACAGUUCCACGGACGCCAGCGAGCCGCGCUGGGUGUAA
Molecule: messenger RNA, 2970 nt
Organism: Drechmeria coniospora
Lineage: Eukaryota; Fungi; Ascomycota; Sordariomycetes; Hypocreales; Ophiocordycipitaceae
Product: Armadillo-like helical
Exons: 5
Coding region: 1-2970 (989 amino acids)
Biological process (GO): post-transcriptional regulation of gene expression
Cellular component (GO): cytoplasm
Molecular function (GO): mRNA binding
Source: RefSeq, a predicted model, not a curated record